AAUAAAACAUGGCCGACUGAAGAAAUGGAGAUUUUCCUUUCUUCCCAAUCUUCGCAAUUUUUGGGGUUCGGGUUAUCAGAUUUGCAGGACGAAAAUGACAGUCCAGGUUCAGUUAGCCCUCCUAGUUCAGUGAGAACAUCAGAUUUAUCAUUUGAUGAAGAAUCUGAAGUAGCUUCAGACCUUUCUGACAGAAACCCUGAUUCUGAUAUUGAGGAAGACGAUGAUGAAUUGCCGGACAGUGAUGGUGAGUUUGAAUCACAGCUGAGUGAAAUUCCGAGCAGCCAACUCACUAGUGUAUCUGAUGAUGACUUUUGGUCUGAACAGUUGGAGGAUAUUGAAAUACCAGAUUUCAAUGAAGUGACAGGUCCUGUGCACAUGUUGCCAUUGAACGCACAAGCUGUUGAUUUUUUUCAGUUGUUUUUUGAAGAACGAUUUUUUCAACACCUAUCAGAGCAAACAAACUUGUAUGCUGAACAGACUUCAGAAAAUGACCAGCAUUGGGAAGAGGUUACUACUGAUGAAAUCAAAGCAUUCAUUGGAAUCAACAUAUUGAUGGGGGUGAUGCAGUUGGCAUCAUACAGACUGUACUGGAGUUCAGAUCCAUUCUUAGGAAACACUGGUAUAAGAAGUGUGAUGACAGAAAACAGAUUCUCAAAACUAUAUCAGUAUAUUCAUGUCAAUAACAAUCAAACAGCAGUACCAAGGGACACUGAAGGUUUCGACAAACUACAUAAAGUUAGACCAAUCAUCAACAUGGUAGAUCAUACUUCCAAAUACCAUUACAAACCAAAACAGAAUCAAACAGUGGAUGAAGCAAUGGUGAAAUACAAGGGAAGAUUUUCAAUUAAACAGUACAUGCCAGGUAAUUUUAUUAUUUGUACACAAUUGAAUACAAUCCUAAUUCUUCUUUUACAUUGGAAGUCUAAGUAA
Molecule: messenger RNA, 930 nt
Organism: Mytilus californianus (California mussel)
Lineage: Eukaryota; Metazoa; Mollusca; Bivalvia; Mytilida; Mytilidae
Product: piggyBac transposable element-derived protein 5-like
Exons: 2
Coding region: 25-930 (301 amino acids)
Source: RefSeq, a predicted model, not a curated record